Plasmodium adleri (nom. inval.) is the source of this 783-nucleotide messenger RNA. RefSeq names its product Plasmodium exported protein (PHIST), unknown function. The coding region runs from base 1 to 783 and encodes 260 amino acids. NCBI's taxonomy places the organism in Eukaryota, Apicomplexa, Aconoidasida, Haemosporida, Plasmodiidae. The transcript is spliced from 2 exons. The record is from RefSeq and is a predicted model, not a curated record.
AUGUCCAAGGAAGACUUGCGCAGUUAUGCGUGUAAACGCAUUGAUCCAAAAAGUCUUAAUUUGAAGAUAUUUGAAAUAAUGCGUAGAAGGCAGAUAGAGAAACAGAGACGCAGCUAUUUAAAGUUGUUGUUUUAUAUUUCCUUGAGUGUUUUGUUAUUUAUAUUAGGAUAUACUUUAUUGAUGUGUACUGAAUAUAUUAAAGGAAACAUAUUCCUUUACCGAAAUAGCAAUUCUUAUUAUUCUAGAAGCCUCUCAGAAUUAGUACCUGUAGAAAAUGGAUCUUCAAAUUGGUAUCAUUUAAUAAAAGUUGAAAAUGAUUACAGUAGUUUAAAUAGAGAUUCACAUGAGGAACCUAUCAGGAAGAUUCCAUCAGUGAAGGUCAAUGAUUCUCAAGAUAAAGAAAGUUGUUUGUUUUAUAAUGAAAAUAACAAAAAAAUGUUUGAUAAUACAUGUAUUAAUCUUGAAGAUGUAUCAUUGCCUUUAUCCAAAUUCGAAUUAAUGGAUAUUAUUGAUAGGUUAAAUGAAGAUAUAUCUAAAAAAUAUAUUAUGAGCUUGUGGUUACAAGCAAUGGCCUUAUCAAACGAUUUGGUGUAUAUUGUAAAAUCUUUAAAAUACUAUAUACGUUUUUAUAGGAAUAAGAUAAGAAAAUGUGUUCAUUUAACUACUAAUGGUAAUUAUUAUACUUCGAAAAAAUGUAAUGAUGAAUUAGCUAAAAAAUUAUUACAAGAUCAAAUGGAAUAUAAUACAAAAUUAUAUAAAGUGAUAAUUAUCAGACACAUGUAA